ACGAUGGCGUCCAUGGAAGAGACGAUCAAGAGCAUGCUCUGCGGCACGACAUCCGGCGGCUCGAGCAGCCUCAUCUCCGCGUCGAGCGAGUGGAAGGCCGUCGCCGCCUGCGCGGCCAAGCUCAAGGCCACCCAUUUGCGCGACGCCCUGGAGAACGCGGACCGCAACGCGAACCUCCUAACCGAGGCCGAGGGCAUCGUCCUCGACUACGCGCGCGAGAAGGUCGACGGCGACGCGAUGGCGGCGCUCUUCGCGCUCGCGCGCAAGGCGAACGUCGAGGCGAAGCGCGACGCCAUGUUCAACGGCGACGUCAUCAACGAGACGGAGCAGCGCAGCGUCUACCACGUGGCGCUCCGCGCGCCCAAGGGCUCGAGCCCCAUGCUCGCGAACGGCGAGGACCAGGUCGCCAAGGUCAACGGCGUGCUCGACCGCAUCGAGGACUUUAGCGACCGCGUGCGGUCGGGCGCGUGGAAGGGCGCGACGGGCGAGGCGCUGACGACGGUGCUCGCCAUCGGCAUCGGCGGCUCCUACCUCGGGCCCGAGUUCCUCUGCGAGGCGCUCCGCGCGGAGCCCGCGGCCGCGGCGGCCGCCGCGGGCCGCGACCUCAAGUUCGUCGCGAACGUCGACCCCGUGGACUUCGCGCGCCAGGUCGCGGGCCUCGACGCGUCGAAGACGCUCGUCGUCAUCGUCUCCAAGUCCUUCACGACGGCCGAGACGAUCAUGAACGCGAAGACCGUGAAGAACUGGCUCCUCGCGAACGUCAAGGGCGACGCGGACGCCGUCGUCCGCCAGCACGUCGCGGCCGUGUCGACGCAGCUCGACCUCACGGCCCAGUUCGGCAUCGCGCCGGAGAACGUCUUCGAGUUCGGCGACUACGUCGGCGGCCGCUUCUCCGUGCACUCGCCCGUGGGCAUGCUCCCGCUCGCGCUGCAGUACGGCAUGGCGCCGAUGCGGUCGUUCCUCGCGGGCGCGCGGAACAUGGACGAGCACUUCGCUUCCGCGCCGUUGGAGUCGAACCUGCCCGUCAUCCUCGGCCUGCUGGGGCUCUACAACUCGUCGUUCCUCGGCUACGAGUGCAAGGCGAUCCUGCCCUACGCGCAGGCGCUGCUCCGCUUCGCGGCCCACGUCCAGCAGCUCGACAUGGAGUCCAACGGCAAGUCCGUCGCCAUGGACGGGUCCAAGCUCGACUUCGCCGCGGGCGAGGUCAUCUUCGGCGAGCCGGGCACGAACGGCCAGCACAGCUUCUACCAGCUCAUGCACCAGGGCCGCGUCGUCCCCGCGGAGUUCAUCGGCUUCGCCAAGUCCCAGGCGCCCGUCCACCUCGACGGCGCGCCCCUGUCGAACCACGACGAGCUCAUGUGCAACUUCUUCGCCCAGCCGGACGCGCUGGCCUGCGGGUCCCACAACGACGACCCGCACAAGCACUUCGACGGCGACCGGCCGUCGCUCUCGCUCCUCUUCGGCGAGGUGUCGGCCUACACCAUGGGCCAGCUCCUCGCGCUCUACGAGCACCGCGUCGCCGUCCAGGGCUUCGUCUGGGGCAUCAACUCCUUCGACCAGUGGGGCGUCCAGCUCGGCAAGGUCCUCGCCAAGCAGGUCGCCGCGGCGCUCAAGGACGCGAAGACCGACGGCUUCAACUCGUCGACGUCCGCCCUCCUCGCCAAGUACAUCGCCGCCAAGUAGGCGCGCAUCCCGAAGCCUAAGCCCCCUUACCCGC
This is a messenger RNA of Aureococcus anophagefferens, 1717 nucleotides long. RefSeq lists its product as hypothetical. Gene Ontology annotation, cellular component: cytosol. Gene Ontology annotation, molecular function: carbohydrate derivative binding; glucose-6-phosphate isomerase activity; monosaccharide binding. The record is from RefSeq and is a predicted model, not a curated record. The transcript has a single exon. Lineage: Eukaryota; Pelagophyceae; Pelagomonadales; Pelagomonadaceae. Gene Ontology annotation, biological process: gluconeogenesis; glycolytic process; glucose 6-phosphate metabolic process. The coding region runs from base 4 to 1683 and encodes 559 amino acids.